This is a messenger RNA of Hirsutella rhossiliensis, 1284 nucleotides long. RefSeq lists its product as uncharacterized. Lineage: Eukaryota; Fungi; Ascomycota; Sordariomycetes; Hypocreales; Ophiocordycipitaceae. The coding region runs from base 1 to 1284 and encodes 427 amino acids. The transcript has a single exon. The record is from RefSeq and is a predicted model, not a curated record.
AUGGCUGAGAGCUCUCUUUUCGCUGCUUUCGGCGCUGUCCUCGGUUACAUUGGCUCCGAAGUAGCUACCAAACGAUGCCUGGAACAACUUCUUUGGCCACAGAGACACUACUCAAACUUCACACUUGGCUCAUUCCUGAUGCUUGCGUUCUUCAUGCCCAUGGGCGGGCCUCUGUUCAAGCCGGCGUUGGAGGCACUUGAUACAAUCUUUUCCCAUGGACUAUUCAGGGGCUCAAGCCAAGGCCAUAUGCUAGGCACCGUCUUCUUUCCUCAGCUCAGUUGGAGCUACACGAUGCACGAACAUGGAGAUCAGAGCCAGUCACGUACUGGCAACAUACGCAACUGUCUAUGGGUUCGCACCCUGGCUUAUAUCAAUAUCCCUCGCCUACAUUGCUGUUCGCAAUCAGCAUCUAGCGACGACUUGGAGAAGGGACGUGUUUGCCAUGACCUCGCAUCGCCACCGGUGAGGGCUCGAACGGCCUUCAGUCAUCUCACGCUGGCAAGGCCGACAACAAAGGAGAUGUCAUCACUCGACAUUCCCUUUGUCAAGGAGGACCCCGGGCGUCCGGGCCCGCGAGUAUUCCUUGCUAUUUGCGCAGCUGAGACGUCUGCCAUUCUAUGUGCUGUCGGUGUUUCUGUCGCAUUCCGUUCCCCUUGGUGCGUCUUGUGGCUCGCGCCUCUCAUUCUACGUCUCACAAGCGCCUUGUUUGCACUACACCGAGAACCUCUCAUUUCGACGUCGUCCUCCACUGGUGACGACCCGGCGCGCGACUUUGAGAUUCAUUGCCCCCAGGCGGAAGGUAGCUUUAUGAUCAUCACUGGCCCUCCUGCCUUGGUGCUACAGUUCGUUCGUCACUACGGCCAUCCCAUACGCAGUCGAACCCGCGAGGCCUUUCAGUACUUUGCCAUUGUUGUUUUCGCUUGUCAGUUUCCAUUUGGACUUUUCUGCUCGGUUGUUUGGAUGCCUAUCAAAGUCCAGUACGUAUGGGUGUCCUACCAGCUCUACGUGGUUUUGGCCGCACACGUAGUUCGAUAUUCGAGUCUGGGACGCUCCACGACAACAGAGGCCAAGCUUACACAGUGUUUGGGUCAAGCAACGGCCGCCCUGUUCGGACAUAAGAGGGGCAGCUCCAAUACAAUCAAAGCCAGCGUCGUGGCCACGUAUCAUGAUAGAUAUAGUCUAGGUAGAGCCGCGGCGGACCAGCUGCUACGCCGUCACGAACUACGGCAGGAUCAGGCUAUUAAUACGCCCGAGGCCCUGUCUAUAGAUGACCUCAACCAGUAA